AGAAAAAUUGAGGAUUUACACACUGUAUUAUGCACUCUAUAUAAGCACGAUUGGCCUCACUGACAACCUUGUUGAGUCUCAAAACACAUACAGCCAAAAACACACUCACACACACAAAGCUUAAUUAUAUAUAUAACAAGAGGAAAACGAAAAAGAAAAUUCAACGGUGGGGAUUGAUUGGGAGGGGUGAAUCUAAUGGAGGUGGAUGAACCUGUGAGCCCAACUGGGCAAUACUUCACAAGCUCAGUCAUAUCAGUAGCUGUAAUAGCUGUUCUCGAAUCGGAGAAGGCCAUAGAUGAUUCUCACACAAUCUCAUUGCUCCAAAAUGUCUUUCUUCCAAUCAGCUCUCGUUUCUCCUCAAUCAUGGUUGACGUGAGUCUCCAAGACCACGUCCGGACCCCGAUUUUCCCGGCAGGCCAGCCGCCGGAAUUCUACGACCAGUGCUUCUCCGACUACCUGUCCAAAAUAUCCCUAGAGCAGCUGCCCCAAAGCAGGCCAUUAUGGGAAAUUCACAUAUUCAAGUACCCCACAAAAACCGCCGCCGGCAACGUGGUCUUCAAGCUCCACCACGCGCUAGGUGACGGUUACUCCCUCAUGGGGGCCCUCCUCUCUUGUCUGCAGAGGGCCGACAAUCCCGAAAUCCCGUUGACUUUCCCGUCCUUCAACCCAACAACUGUGGAGGCCCGGGAUAAGGCCCGUGAUAGGGCUCAACAAGGGUGCCUGGGUUUAUCCGGCAUGAUUGAUACGGUUCGGGAUUUCGGGUGGAGCUUGAUGAAGAGCUGUAUGAUUGAGGAUGACCGGAGCCCGAUAAGGUCGGGGGACCAAGGAGUCGAGUUCCGGCCAAUCACAAUUUCGACGUUACUCUACAUACAGUCCGCGAAGCACGAGCAGAGGAAUGCAGAGGCCACCUCGUUAGUCCUUCUCAACACAAGAAACAUCGGUGGCUACAAAUCGGUCUCGGAAAUGGUGGAGCCCGAGGCCGACUCCCCUUGGGGCAACCAAUUUGCUUUCCUACACGUGUCCGUGCCAAAACUGUCUGCAGACAACCCAAACCUAGAUGACCCUCUCAGCUUCGUGCUUCGUGCUCGCAAGGUGAUCAAGCAGAAGAGAAACUCGGCAGCUGUUGUUUUGACCGGGAAAUUGCUCGAUACUUUGAGGAGAUGGAGGGGCACUGAGUUGACUGCAAAAUACAUUCAUAGCACAUUAAAGAACACAAGCAUGACAAUAUCAAACAUAAAGGGGCCAAUUGAAAAGGUGUCUUUGUCCAACCAUCCUGUCAAAGGCUUCUAUUUCAUGGUCGUAGGCGUUCCUCAGAGCCUUACAAUAACAAUGGUGAGUUAUAUGGGAGAGCUUAGGGUGGCUGUUGGUACCGAAAAUGGGCUGAUUGACGGGCCCAAGUUCAAGUCCAGCAUUCAGAAAGCCUUUGAUUUGAUUUUCAAAGCUGGAGUCCCUACUCCUUCAAUUAAAAAUGCAUAAGCAUUAAUCUUGUGCUAGUUAAAUUUUUAUUUUUUUUUAUAUAUUUGUAUAUUGUAGUUUUUGGAUUCUUUGAACCAUUGUCAUUAAAUUUGUCAAAAGUUUACUUCAUUUAUGGAUUUCAGAUCAUUUGAUUAUGCAGUUGGGUUGUUUUUUGAGUAAAGCAAUUCAAGUCCCACUACAAGGGCAAGAAAUGAACAAAUGAGGAAAAAUUUUGUUGUGG
Striga asiatica is the source of this 1696-nucleotide messenger RNA. The record is from the annotation of a GenBank genome assembly. Lineage: Eukaryota; Viridiplantae; Streptophyta; Magnoliopsida; Lamiales; Orobanchaceae.